GGAAGUUACUCGACAAAUUCUUCCCUUUUUCUUCCCCUCCUCCAACUAUAUAUAGAUGCAAGGCUUCUUUAUCCACUAUCCAGAAAAGAAAAACAGAUACAAAAUGGUUGAGACGGCAAGGUACCUCAUCGGCUCCGCCGGGAGUAGCGGUUUCGGAUCCAAGUCGACGGCGGAGGAGGUCACCAAUGCAUCGCCGGACCUUCGAUCAAUAACAGCCAUUAUCACCGGAGCGACGUCGGGGAUCGGUGCGGAGACGGCACGCGUGUUGGCGAAGCGUGGGGCGAGGCUGUUGAUACCUGCGAGGAGUCUCAAGGCUGCGCAGGAGGUCAAGGCUCGCAUCAAUGGCGAGUUCCCUGAAUCUGAGAUCAUUGUGCUUCCGCUUGACCUCAGCUCGCUUUCCUCUGUUCGCUCUUUCGUGUCCAGAUUCCUCUCUCUGCAGCUUCCCCUCAAUCUCCUCAUAAACAAUGCGGGCAAAUUUUCGCAUAAUUACGCGUUAUCUGAAGACGGGAUCGAGAUGACUUUCGCCACAAAUUAUCUCGGCCACUUUCUGUUAACGAAGCUUCUAAUGGAGAAAAUGGCGGACACCGCGAGGAUUACCGGGAUCCAAGGCCGAAUCAUAAACAUCUCUUCCGGCAUCCAUACAUGGUUUACCGGCGAUGUUCUCCGAUACCUCGAUUUCGUCACCCGCAAGAAAAUACCCUACGACGCCACGCAGACAUACGCGCUCUCCAAGCUUGCCAACGUCCUCCAUACUGCAGAGCUCGCAGCAAAGCUGGAGGAAAUGGGAGCGAAUGUGACGGCGAACUGCGUGCAUCCCGGGAUCGUGAGAACUCGCCUCACCCGAGAACGCGAGGGUUUUCUCACAGAUCUUGCGUUCUUCAUAACAUCGAAGGUUCUGAAGACGAUUCCUCAGGCAGCGGCGACAACGUGUUACGUGGCGGCGAGCUCAGACUUGGUUGGGGUGACCGGGAAAUACUUUUCUGACUGCAAUUUGUCCGCGCCUUCUAAGGCUGCGGAAAACAGAAAGGAGGCCGCGAGACUGUGGUCGGCAUCGGAGGAGAUGGCGGCGAUGAAUCUUAGAUCGCCGGAGAUUGCUGAGGCGAUUUGAGGGAGCCGAAAGUGUAGUAUGUGUAUAUAUUGAACACGUUGUAAGCACGAAUCACGUUCCAGCCUUUGGGUUGAGAAGAACUAUUAG
Molecule: messenger RNA, 1195 nt
Organism: Phalaenopsis equestris
Lineage: Eukaryota; Viridiplantae; Streptophyta; Magnoliopsida; Asparagales; Orchidaceae
Product: short-chain dehydrogenase TIC 32, chloroplastic-like
Exons: 7
Coding region: 56-1108 (350 amino acids)
Source: RefSeq, a predicted model, not a curated record